Doryrhamphus excisus (bluestripe pipefish) is the source of this 1822-nucleotide messenger RNA. The record is from RefSeq and is a predicted model, not a curated record. Lineage: Eukaryota; Metazoa; Chordata; Actinopteri; Syngnathiformes; Syngnathidae.
CUUCCGGGUGUAGCUUAGCAUUAAUACGCGGAAGUUAGCAACGCAUGGCGACGCUCAGGGCUCCAGUGUGAGUGCGUGAAAAUGAGUGUAGCUCAAAUGUUGAGAAUGUUGGUGAAUCAGCGACUAACGGCGGCCGUUGAAGAAAUAUUUGUAGUGUUCGAAAGAACGAUAGCAGACUACGAGGAGGAACUUUGUCGAACAAAAGAGGAGCUCGAGCGACAACGACAAUUACUGAACGCUGUUUUUCAUCCGCCUCAAGUUGUGUUACAAAGAGCAGACGUCAAUGAAGAACAUCUUCAGCACAAGGAGCCUGAGCCCCCCCACAUUAAAAAGGAAGAGGAGCAGCCAGAAGCCCCGCACAUUAAAGAGGAAGAGGAGGAUCACAGAAUCAGUCAGGAUGGAGAGCAUCUUGGAGGACUGGUGGAGUUUCCAGUGAUUGGUGUCUCUGUGAAGAGGGAAGAUGAAGACGAAGGUGAGGAGAAGAGAGAGGCGCAGCCUCCAAGUCGCAGCUCAACUGAGCGCAUAAUAGACCCUGAUGGAGACCUCUGUGGAGGAUCACCAGCAGACAACAUCUCGGCUUUACUAUCCGAUAGUGACGAGGCAACGUCGCACUCUCCUGACACGGAUGACGAAGACUUUAAAGCUGAUCAGACGUGUCCUACCGACCACGCACACUUGAAAUGCUCUCCGUGUGAUCAAACUUUUGAGCACAUGAGAACACUCGCUGGAGAGAAACCAUACGUCUGCUCAGUAUGCGGUAAAAGAUUCUUUGAGAAGGUAGAAUUGACAAUCCACACAAGAACACACAAUAGCGAAAAGCAUUUCACCUGUUCUGUAUGUGGAAUAGGUUUCGGACGAAAUUCUGAUUUGAUAAAACACAUGAGAAUACACACUGGAGAAAAACCAUAUUCAUGUUCAAGCUGCAGCAAAAGCUUUCGUAUCCGAAAAAGCCUUGUACAACACAUGCGAGUCCACACUGGAGAAAAACCAUAUUCAUGUUUAAGCUGCAACAAAAGCUUUCCUGACCGAGCAAACCUCAAAAGACACAUGAUAAUACACACUGGAGAAAAACCAUAUUCAUGUUCGAGCUGCAGCAGAGGCUUUUGUAAACGAACAAACCUCAUACAACACAUGAGAAUACACACUGGGGAGAAACCAUUUUCCUGUUCAGUGUGUGGUGCAGGUUUUGGACAAAAUAGUCAUUUGAAACAACACAUGCGAAGACAUACCGGGGAGAAACCAUUUUCCUGUUCAUUGUGUGGUACAGGUUUUGGACAAAAUAGUAGCUUAACGAAACAUAUGAGAAUACACACUGGAGAAAAACCAUAUUCCUGCUCAAUCUGCUCAAAUAGCUUUUCGCAACGAAAACCACUUUUAGUACACAUGAGAACUCACACAUGAGAAAGCGUUGAGUUCAAGUAAAGCUGGUUAGAACAACAGCAGUAAAUGAAGCUCUAGGAUUUAAAAUAAAUCGGCAAGAUUUUGAUAACUUUGAAUAUCGAACUAGCACCACACAUAACGUGUGUGACAUCAUUGUGUGUGUGUGUGUGUGUGUGUGUGUGUGUGUGUGUGCGUGUGUGUAACCAGGGAACUUUCCAAACAUUUGCUGCCUUGAGAACUCUUCUAACUUCCCCCCUAUGUGACACACCUGUGUAUAGCACAGCCUUUUUAAUGUAUUGGUACCAUUUAAAUGCAAUAAAGUUGUUUUUAAAAAGCUGUGAGUGGCAGUCUAGCCUAUAGAAGCUGCUGUUCAAGAUAAAACAUUAGAAUUGUUUUAUUUUGAUUAAGUAAUGGCCAGUUUAAAAGAAUAAACCAAGUUUAU